Cylicostephanus goldi is the source of this 282-nucleotide messenger RNA. The record is from the annotation of a GenBank genome assembly. NCBI's taxonomy places the organism in Eukaryota, Metazoa, Nematoda, Chromadorea, Rhabditida, Strongylidae.
AACUCACGGUCACUUCUACAGGUUGGCCUGACAAAUUACGCAGCAGCAUAUGCUACUGGUCUCCUUCUUGCUCGACGCCAUCUCAAAAAUCUAGAGCUUGACAAAGUCUUUGCAGGGCAGGAUGAGGUUAAUGGAGAGUACUUCAUCGUUGAGGAAGAAAACGGUCGUAGACCAUUCAAAGCUGUUUUGGAUGUUGGUUUAUCGCGAACCACAACCGGGUGCAAAAUCUUCGGUGUAAUGAAAGGGGUGGUCGAUGGCGGGAUUGAUAUUCCUCACAGGUAA